AUGAGUUAUGUUCAUAACAGAUCGAAUCCCUACACUAACACAUACAAUGCCAGUUGGAGACAGCACCCAAAUUUUUCAUGGAAUAGUCCAAGUUUGAAUCCUCCAGUCCAUAAGCAACAUGGAAACCCUAAUUUUCAACAACAACAUGCAAGCAGUUCUAAUUCUCAAAAUCACCAUCAUCAGAAUUUUCAAAGUAAUCAACCACCUUUUCAGACCAAACCACCUCCACAAUCUGAAUCAUCAUCUUCCUUGGAGGCUAUGAUAAAAGGACUGGUGGCUCAGUCCCAAGCACAGCAGCAAACGAUGAUUCAAAAUCAAUCGUUGUUCAAUCAACAAAGUGCUACCAUUAGAAACCUGAAAACGCAAGUUAGCCAACUUGCUCUUAAUCAGAAUAGUAGAACCCUUGGUACUUUGCCUAGUAACACGGAAGUCCCGAGAGAUCUAGGAAAAGAACAUGUGAAAGUAGUGACUCUUAGGAGUGGUAAGGAAUUAAUAGAGACCAUACCAAAAGAAAGUGAACAGCUUGUGUCUAAACCUGAGACUAUACCCAUGGUCCCUGUUACUGAAAGUCCACCAAAACCUUUGAAUGACCAACCUCCUAAGACCACCACUAUUGUUCCUCCUGAGUCGAACUAUCCUUUGUUAUUCCCAGAAGAAGUUGCUAGGAAAAAGCCAAUUGAGGAUGAGGUUAUAACAGGUCCAAAAACCAAAGUUGUAAUCCCAUAUGAACCUCAAGAAAGUAAGACCAAGACUCUAGGUACUCUGGACCCAUCUUGCUCAACACAACCUAACAAAGCUAUCAUAAAGCCAAUUCCUCUUUAUGUUCCUUUUCCCCAAAGGUUAAGGAAUCAAAAGGAAGAACUGCAAUUCAAGAAGUUUUUGGAAGUGUUUAAAGCAUUGUAUAUCAACAUACCUCUUGUUGAAGCAAUAGAGCAAAUGCCCAGUUAUGCCAAGUUCCUUAAAGAUAUUCUGAGUGGAAAGGAGAUUGGUAAAGCUUUGUGUGAUUUAGGAGCUAGUAUCAACCUUAUGUCCUUGUCUGUUUUCAACACCCUAGGCAUAGGAGAAGCUAGACCCACCAUUGUCACCUUGCAAUUGGCCAAUAGAAGCAUAGCUUAUCCAAAAGGUAAGAUUGAGGAUGUCUUAGUUCAGGUUGACAAAUUCAUCUUUCCGGCUGACUUCGUCAUCCUCGAUUUUGAGGCUGAUAAGGAUAUUCCCAUAAUCUUAGGAAGACCUUUCUUAGCCACUGGUGGAACUUUGAUUGAUGUCUAA
Messenger RNA from Cynara cardunculus var. scolymus (artichoke), 1269 nucleotides. RefSeq lists its product as uncharacterized. Lineage: Eukaryota; Viridiplantae; Streptophyta; Magnoliopsida; Asterales; Asteraceae. The transcript is spliced from 2 exons. Bases 1 to 1269 code for a protein of 422 amino acids. The record is from RefSeq and is a predicted model, not a curated record.